Molecule: messenger RNA, 1240 nt
Organism: Postia placenta MAD-698-R-SB12
Lineage: Eukaryota; Fungi; Basidiomycota; Agaricomycetes; Polyporales; Adustoporiaceae
Exons: 6
Coding region: 1-1062 (353 amino acids)
Biological process (GO): barbed-end actin filament capping; actin filament depolymerization
Cellular component (GO): cytoplasm; actin filament
Molecular function (GO): actin monomer binding; actin filament binding
Source: RefSeq, a predicted model, not a curated record
AUGUCUGCACCCACUGGCAUUGCUGCCUCCCAGGAGCUCUCGGCCGCAUUCUCAGAUGUCAUCGAGUCCAAGGAUACCAGGUUUCUCAAAGUAUCCAUCCGCAAUGAAUCCCUUGUUCCCGACGGGACCUUCCCUUCAUCUGGAACUUUGGAGGAGGAUCUGAGCAAGAUGCAAAGUAUACUAGAAGACAAUGUUCCCGCCUAUGUCCUUGCCAGGCUCGAUGAUCCUCCGUCUGAGUGGCUGGUAGUCUACUAUGUCCCGGACACCGCGAAAGUCAGAGAUAAGAUGCUGUACGCCGCUACGCGGAAUACUCUGACUAAAUCGCUCGGUUCAGCACACUUCACGGAUAGCAUCUUUGCAACUAGCAAGGAUGACGUGACUGCCGAAUCGUAUGCCAGGCACAAGCAGCAUUUGGCCGCCCCAAAGCCCAUGAGCGCCAGGGAGAAGGAGAUGGCAGCAGUCAAAGCGGCUGAACGUCAAGCCGGAGGUAGCCAAUAUGAAGGAAGCAGAGCAAGGCAGAAUCAUGUAGGACAAGGCGUUGGCCUCAAGUGGACUGAGGAUGUAGAGAAUGCUGUCCAAGAAUUAGGAAACGGCGAAGGCAGCGCUAUCGUCGUUCUGAGUAUCGAUUCGUCUUCGGAGACGUUGCUGUUGUCCUCGGUGGUUGAAUGCAGCGUGGAGGCACUAGGUGCUUCCCUUCCUGUCUCCGAACCUUCCUAUGCAUUCUUUGCAUGGUCUCAAAGUGUUACCGGUCGUCCCAAGCGAGAAAUCAUCUUCAUCUAUUCAUGUCCCUCAUCCUCUCCCAUCAAGCAUCGCAUGCUGUACUCCUCUGGGGCUUCCUCUGUCUUGCAAUCUGCUAAAGGGAUACUGUCAUUGUCUCCGGGCUCGUCGGCGCUAGCAGCCCGUAGGAUCGAGACGUCCGAUCCUGCAGAGUUGACAGAGGAAUACUUGAUAGCAGAACUUGGGCUGGAUCCCGCUGCCGCUGCUGCAAGCUCGAUUUCAACUACUCUCGAUGGCGAGAAAAAAGCGUUUGCCCGACCGAAGGGUCCCGGCAGGAAGCGGUGACACAGAUGAGGCCGUCGGAUACCCUGACGCCCGUUUGCCGUAGGAUCUUGUUACAUAGUUAUCAACUGACGGUCGGUCUUGUAAGUGGGUUACAACGUCGUGUAGUCCAGCUACCUAUAUCGAGUACUUUCAUGUCACCGGAAUUUGACUACACCAAUGCCGACGCCACCGUCCAGAA